AUGGCUGAUCGCUCGCCUCCGCGUAGAGAAGAGCCGCGCCCGCGCUCGCGCUCCCCGCCGCGGCGCUCGCGCAGCCCCGGCGCGCGCGACGCCGGCGGCGCGCCCAAGCGCGGCGAGUUCGGCGGCGAGGGCGGCCCGCGCAAGGCGGGCGUCUGCGUCGCCUGGAACCACAAGGGCUUCGGCUUCAUCCGCCCCGACGACGGCCAGGGCGACGACCUCUUCUGCCACGCGACGCAGAUCCGCGACGGUUUCAUGCGGUGUCCUAGAUAUGCUUCUCCGCUAUUGAGUUGAGCCACUUCAAAUACAAUUUUGGGGAUGUUUCUCUGCUAUUGAGACACGCGCCGGGGGAAUGAUGCUGCGCUCGCUGCUGCUGAGACAACAUACCAUGUGUGGUUGCUUGGUUUUCUGUCCCGCUGCGCCAUAUCUUCCGACAAAGAUAUCUUCCCGCUGCGCCAUAUCUUCGAAAAUACCAUAUCUUCCUUUGUCAAAUCACUCCCCGCUAUGUCAAAAUGAAAAUUUUGCCACUUCCUUGCAAUGUAUACAUAUUACUAACCACUCACCACUCUGCUUCUCCAUCAGGCAACUGCCUCGAGAAGGAUGCCAAGGUCGAGUACGAGGAGGUCUUCGACGACCGCCGCAACAAGUACCGCGCCGUCGAGGUCUCCGGCGGCGUCGAGAAGGAGCGGGACUACUUCGGCCGCCGCGACGACCGCUACGACGACCGCCGGGACCGCGACCGCGGCUACGACCGCAGAGGCUACGAUGAUCGUGAUCGCGCGUCCGGCGGCGUCCCCUGCGCUUUUGCCCUUGCGCUUAUUUCCUGCGCAGGCGUCGAGCGCUACCGCCCGCGCGACCGCUACGACGACCGCCGCGGCCGGGACGACUACGACCGCCGCGACCGCGGCCGGGACGACUACGACCGCCGCGACCGCGGGCGCGACGACUACGACCGCCGCGACCGCGGCCGGGACGACUACGACCGCCGCGACCGCGGGCGCGACGACUACGACCGCCGCGACGACCGCCGCUAGGGCACCCACAGCGCGGACACAUCCCCCCUCUCCCCCUUCUCGUUCCCUCCAAUCCUCGGCCUAAACAUCGAGGUCACGUUCA
Molecule: messenger RNA, 1113 nt
Organism: Pelagomonas calceolata
Lineage: Eukaryota; Pelagophyceae; Pelagomonadales; Pelagomonadaceae
Source: the annotation of a GenBank genome assembly